This is a messenger RNA of Microthlaspi erraticum, 1902 nucleotides long. Lineage: Eukaryota; Viridiplantae; Streptophyta; Magnoliopsida; Brassicales; Brassicaceae. The record is from the annotation of a GenBank genome assembly.
AUGAGCUCCUCGAGAAAGCUCCAGGUUUCUUCACCAGUUCCCGCCGAUAUCGACAUCGCCAAUUCAGUCGAGCCUUUACACAUCGCCGAGAUUGCCCAUGAUCUCAAUCUCAGCCCACUUCACUACGAUCUCUAUGGCAAGUACAAAGCCAAGGUGUUGUUGUCUGCGUUUGACGAGCUUCAAGGGCAAGAAGAUGGAUACUAUGUUGUUGUUGGAGGGAUUACUCCAACUCCUCUUGGAGAAGGCAAAUCCACUACCACUGUUGGACUUUGCCAAGCCUUAGGAGCUUACCUUGAUAAGAAGGUUGUGACUUGCCUUCGCCAACCAUCACAAGGACCGACCUUUGGAAUCAAAGGAGGUGCAGCUGGUGGUGGAUACAGUCAGGUGAUUCCUAUGGAUGAGUUCAAUCUUCAUCUCACUGGAGACAUUCACGCCAUCACUGCUUCCAACAAUCUCUUAGCUGCUGCGAUCGACACUCGGAUCUUCCAUGAGGCGUCUCAGUCGGACAAGGCUCUCUUUAAUAGGCUGUGCCCUCCGAAUAAAGAAGGGAAGCGUAGUUUCAGCGACAUUAUGUUUAGGCGUUUGACAAAGCUUGGGAUUGAGAAGACUAGUCCUGAGGAGCUUACUCCUGAGGAAGUAAAGAGCUUUGCUAGGCUUGAUAUUGAUCCUGCUUCUAUCACUUGGAGAAGAGUGAUGGAUGUUAAUGACCGGUUCUUGAGGAAGAUCACUAUUGGACAAGGUCCUGAGGAGAAAGGGAUGACUAGAGAGACAGGGUUUGACAUUUCUGUUGCUAGUGAGAUUAUGGCUGUUUUGGCUUUGACUACCUCACUAGGUGAUAUGAGAGAGAGGCUUGGAAAAAUGGUGAUUGGUAACAGCAAGGCCGGGGAUCCGAUAACAGCUGAUGAUCUCGGUGUUGGAGGAGCCUUGACUGUUCUGAUGAAAGACGCUAUUAACCCAACACUCAUGCAGACACUUGAAGGGACACCUGUGCUUGUUCAUGCUGGUCCUUUUGCAAACAUAGCUCAUGGGAAUUCAUCUAUCGUUGCGGAUAAAAUCGCUUUGAAGCUGGUCGGACCUGGUGGGUUCGUGGUGACAGAAGCAGGGUUUGGUUCUGAUAUCGGAACAGAGAAGUUCAUGAACAUUAAGUGCCGUUACAGCGGGCUAACGCCUCAGUGUGCGGUCGUUGUGGCGACUGUUAGGGCCUUGAAAAUGCAUGGUGGUGGGCCUGAUGUUGUUGCCGGGAGGCCUCUUGAUCGCGCGUAUGUAAGCGAGAACGUUUCCUUGGUUGAAGCUGGAUGUGUGAAUCUGGCAAAGCAUAUUUCAAACACAAAGGCGUACGGUGUGAAUGUGGUUGUUGCCGUGAAUAUGUUCGCAACGGAUACGGAAGCAGAACUAAAUGCAGUGAGGAAGUUUUCAAUGGAUGCUGGUGCUUUUGAUGCUGUGAUUUGUUCCCACCAUGCUCAUGCUGGCAAAGGAGCGGUGGACCUUGGUAUCGCUGUUGAGAAAGCUUGUCAAAACAUUACACAGCCACUUAGGUUUCUCUACCCAUUGGACAUUAGCAUCAAAGACAAAAUUGAGGCCAUAGCCAAGUCAUAUGGAGCCAGUGGUGUGGAGUACUCAGACCAGGCUGAGAAACAGAUUGAGAUGUACACUCAACAAGGGUUCUCCAAUCUUCCGAUAUGCAUGUCGAAAACACAGUACUCUUUCUCGCACGAUGCGUCGAAGAAAGGAGCACCUACGGGUUUCGUGUUACCGAUAAGGGAUGUACGAGGAAGUAUAGGAGCUGGUUUCAUAUACCCGUUGGUUGGCACAAUGAGCACAAUGCCUGGACUUCCUACAAGACCAUGUUUCUACGAGAUUGACAUUGACACUGUCACUGGCAAAGUUCGUGGCCUUUCUUAA